AUGACGGACCGACUCCCGCCUAAUCUCCUCGCGCUCUUCGCGCCUCGCCCGCCUUUGCGCUGGGUGCCGCCCAUCGAUCUCCCGCCUGAGCAGCGUAAAACAGCACCCAUCGGUGGUUUGGCUCAGUAUCUCCCGAAAAUUGCUGAGUAUGAACGCGAAUACGAAUAUCACCCGACUGAAAGCUGGCUCGAGCGCCGCGAUCGCAAAAAGCGCGAGAAGGCUGAAGCACUUAAGAAGCUACUUGAGGAGGGCCCGAAGAAUUACAACCCGCAUGCGGACCCCAACAUUCGUGGCGAUGCGUUCAAGACGCUGAUCGUCGCGCGUCUGAGCUAUGAGGCUGAUGAAAAGGAUCUGGAACGCGAGUUCGGCCGGUUCGGCCCUAUCGAGCGCAUCCGUCUCAUCCGCGACACCCAUGCCCAUGAGAAGCCCAACAAAAAAAUCAAGCCUCACCGCGGCUACGCCUUCGUAGUAUUCGAACGCGAGAAAGACAUGAGAGCUGCUCUGGAGGGCUGUGAUGGCAUCCGCAUCAAGGGCCGUCUCAUCAAGGUUGAUGUUGAGAGAGGCCGUACUGUUAAGGGCUGGAAGCCUCGCCGUCUUGGUGGUGGCCUAGGCGGUCGGGGAUACACCAAGCAAGCUGCAUCUCGUCCUAUGGGUCCUGGAGGCUUUGGCGGCGGCUUCCGUGGCGGCUACGGCGGCGGUUUCAGAGCCCGCGAUCGUGGCUUCAGAGGCGGUAGUGGCGGCGGUGACCGUGGCUUCCGUGGUGGUUCAGGUGGUGGUAGCAGUUACAGCGGUCGUGAUCGCGAUCGCGACCGUGGCUAUGGCAGCCCCAACGGCGGUCCUCCUGGCGCACCCAGCGGCCCUAGGGACGGCUAUGGCAGUCGUGACAGCCGCGACCGGCGCGACGGCCGUGAUGGCCGUGAUGGCUCACGCUAUGAUGACAGAUACGGUGGCAGCAGCUAUCGUGGCGACCGCGCUCCUCGUCAGACGGGCAGCAACGCCGAGCCCCUUCGUCCUCGUGGCAGUGCCAGCGGUGGCGACAGUGGUGGGUAUUACGGUAGCAGCAGUGGUCACCGCGACUACGAUCGUCCCAGAGAAGACGACUACUCCCGGAAGCGCAGCUAUGAGGGUAGCUACGAGGACCCUCGCAAGCUGCGGCGCUACUGA
Thermochaetoides thermophila DSM 1495 is the source of this 1164-nucleotide messenger RNA. Its product is annotated as U1 small nuclear ribonucleoprotein 70 kDa-like protein. Gene Ontology annotation, molecular function: mRNA binding; U1 snRNA binding. The transcript is spliced from 4 exons. The record is from RefSeq and is a predicted model, not a curated record. Bases 1 to 1164 code for a protein of 387 amino acids. Lineage: Eukaryota; Fungi; Ascomycota; Sordariomycetes; Sordariales; Chaetomiaceae. Gene Ontology annotation, cellular component: U1 snRNP; U2-type prespliceosome; precatalytic spliceosome. Gene Ontology annotation, biological process: mRNA splicing, via spliceosome.